CACAAACACUCUGCAGGGAAGAUGAAUCAUGUGGUUUGUCAUGUGAUGGUAAACAGGAAUUGAAUUGAAAAACUUGAAACGGUCAACAUUUAGCGAGCAACUACACUAUCCUAUAGGUGUAUACCUUAAGAGUAGAAGUGGGCCAGAGCCCGAAUUGCAGAGGUGCCUUGUAGACCUUAGACCGUCGCCAUGGUGGAUUUCCUGGCGGAAAACAACCUGUGUGGUCAGGCGGUGCUGAGGAUCGUGUCCCGGGGAAACGCUAUCAUAGCCGAGCUCCUCCGCCUCUCGGAGUUCAUCCCUGCUGUCUUCAGACUCAAAGACAAGAGCGAUCAGCAGAAAUACGGAGACAUCAUCUGUGACUUCAGCUACUUCAAGGGUCCAGAGUACUACGACAGUAAGCUAGAAGCCAAACCAGAUCUGCAGGAUCUGGACGAUGAGUUUCGGGAGAACAACCUGGAGAUACUCUCACGAUUCUACCUGGCGUUUGAAAGUGUCCACAAGUACAUCGUCGAUCUAAUCAGGUAUCUGGAUGACCUGUAUGAAGGAGUUUACAUUCAACAGACCCUGGAGACGGUGCUGCUGAAUGAGGAUGGAAAACAGCUCCUGUGUGAGGCGCUGUAUCUCUAUGGAGUCAUGCUGUUGGUUAUUGACCAGAAGAUGGAGGGGGAGGUCAGAGAGAGGAUGCUGGUGUCCUACUAUAGAUACAGUGCUGCCCGCUCCUCAGCGGACUCCAACCUGGAUGACAUCUGUAAGCUGCUGCGGAGUACUGGCUACUCCAGCCAAUCAGGGGCCAAGCGGCCAGCUAACUACCCCGAGAGCUACUUCCAGAGAGUACCUAUCAGUUCUACCUUCAUCAGCAUGGUGAUCGGGAGGCUGCGCUCUGAUGACAUCUAUAACCAGGUGUCUGCGUACCCUCUGCCUGAGCACCGCAGCACAGCGUUGGCUAACCAGGCUGCCAUGCUGUAUGUCUGUCUCUACUUCAUUCCCUCCAUACUUCAGACUCAACAGGCCAAGAUGAGGGAGAUAGUGGACAAGUACUUCCCUGAUAACUGGGUCAUCAGUGUCUACAUGGGAAUCACUGUGAAUCUGGUGGAGGCCUGGGAACCGUAUAAAGCUGCCAAGAUCGCCCUCAACUACACCCUGGACUCAGCCAAUAUCAGAGAGCAGGCCAGUCGUUAUUCAGUCAGCAUGGAGGGCCUGAGGCCACAGAUCCAGCAGCUGCUGAAGGAAGGGUUCCUGAGGGAGGAGAUCGUCCUGGAUAACGUCCCUAAGCUGCUCAACUGUCUCCGGGACUGUAACGUUUCCAUACGUUGGCUGAUGCUACACACUGCAGACUCCGCCUAUGAUCCCAACAACAAGCGUCUGCGCCAGAUCAAAGACCAGGUGAUCAACGACUCCAAGUACAACCCCAAGAUCCUGUUCCAGGUCCUCCUAGACACCGCCCAGUUUGAGUUCACCCUCAAAGAGAUGUUCAAGAAGAUGCUGUCAGAGAAGCAGCUGAAAUGGGAGAGUUAUAGAGCUGAGGGAUCUGAGAGGAUGACCGAGCUGGCUGAGGUCUUCUCUGGGGUCAAGCCUCUAACCAGAGUGGAGAAGAAUGAGAACCUGCAGGCAUGGUUCAGGGAGAUCUCGAAGCAGAUCGAGUCUCUGAACUACGAGGACUCCACCGCGGCAGGCAGGAAGACCGUUCAGCUGAUACAGGCCCUCGUAGAGGUUCAAGAGUUCCACCAGUUGGAGUCCAACCUGCAGGUGUGUCAGUUCCUGGCUGACACCAGGAAGUUCCUUCACCAGAUGAUCAGGACUAUCAACAUCAAGGAGGAGGUUCUGAUCACCAUGCAGAUAGUAGGGGACCUGUCCUACGCAUGGCAGAUCAUAGACAGCUUCACGUCCAUCAUGCAGGAGAGUAUCAGAGUGAACCCAUCCAUGGUGACCAAACUACGAGCAACCUUCCUAAAGUUGGCGUCUGCGUUGGACCUCCCUCUGCUGCGUAUCAACCAGGCCAACAGUCCAGAUCUGCUCAGUGUUUCUCAGUUCUACUCCGGGGAACUGGUGACCUACGUCAGAAAGGCAGCAGCGUUCUGCGAGAGGCAGCGUUCAGCGUUCUGCGAGAGGCAGCGUUCAGCGUUCUGCGAGAGGCAGCGUUCAGCGUUCUGCGAGGGGCAGCGUUCAGCGUUCUGCGAGGGGCAGCGUUCAGCGUUCUGCGAGGGGCAGCGUUCAGCGUUCUGCGAGGGGCAGCGUUCAGCGUUCUGCGAGGGGCAGCGUUCUGCGAGGGGCAGCGUUCUGCGAGGGGCAGCGUUCGAGGGCAGCGUUCUGCGAGGGGCAGCGUUCUGCGAGGGGCAGCGUUCUGCGAGAGGCAGCGUUCUGCGAGGGGCAGCAGCGUUCUGCGAGGGGCAGCAGCGUUCUGCGAGGGGCAGCAGCGUUCUGCGAGGGGCAGCAGCGUUCUGCGAGGGGCAGCAGCGUUCUGCGAGGGUUAGUGGGUUUUCUACAGCUGAACAUCCUGGACUUGUUAUUUUGUUCCUGAUGUUCUCACAGGUUGCCAAACUCACCCACGCCAUCUCCAUCUUUACUGAAGGGAUUCUGAUGAUGAAGACGACGCUGGUUGGAAUCAUCAAGGUGGAUCCCAAGCAGCUCCUGGAAGAUGGUAUCAGGAAGGAGUUGGUGAGAAGAGUAGCCUACGCUCUACACAAAGGACUUAUCUUUAACCCCAAGGCUAAGACCAGUGAGUUGAUGCCGAAGCUGAAGGAGAUGGCGGCCACCAUGGACGGAUUCUACCGGUCCUUUGAGUACAUCCAGGAUUACGUCUCCAUCUACGGUCUGAAGAUCUGGCAGGAGGAGGUCUCUCGGAUCACCAACUACAACGUGGAGCAGGAGUGUAACAGCUUCCUGCGCACCAAGAUCCAGGAUUGGCAGAGUGUCUACCAGUCGACCCAUAUCCCCAUACCCAAGUUCCCCGCGGUCGAUGAGUCGGCCACCUUCAUCGGACGACUCUGUAGAGAGAUCCUCCGCAUCACAGACCCCAAGGCGACGUGUUACAUGGACCAGUUGAACACCUGGUACGACCUGAAGACCCACCAGGAGGUGACCAACAACCGUCUGUUCUCUGAGAUACAGGACACCCUGGGGACCUUCGGCCUCAACGGGCUGGACAGGCUGCUCUGCUUCAUGAUGGUCAAGGAACUGCAGAACUUCCUGUCGGUGUUUCAGAAGACCAUCCUGAGAGACAAGGCUAUGGUGGAUGUCUUUAAAGCCAUGCUGAGCGCUGUCAAUCCCGUCAAAGGUAUUGUGGCAAAUGCCAGUAAAGGCUAUGCCAACGCUGUCGCCAAAACACAGAAGAUCUGGGGUCCGUACUUGGAGUCCAUCAUGAAGGUUGGUCAGAUGCAGAUCCUGAGGCAACAGAUCGCCAACGAGUUGAACUACUCCUGCAAGUUUGACUCCAAACACCUCGCUGCUGCUCUGGAGAACCUCAACAAGUCUCUACUGGCUGAUAUAGAAGCCCACUACCAGGACCCCAGCCUUCCAUACCCCAAGGAGGACAACAACCUGCUGUAUGAGAUCACAGCCUCUCUGGAGGCAGCAGGCAUUCACAACCCACUCAACAAGAUCUACAUUACAACCAAGCGCCUGCCUUACUUUCCUAUCGUCAACUUCCUCUUCAUCAUCGCUCAGCUGCCUAAACUGCAGUACAGCAAAAACCAAGGGAUGACGUGCAGGAAAGCCACCGACCCGGUAGACUGGUCUCCUCUGGUUCUUGGCCUGCUCACUCUGCUGAAGCAGUUCCACUCCAGAUACACAGAGCAGUUCCUGGCUCUCAUUGGGCAAUUCAUACGCUCCAUCAUGGAACAGUGCACCAGUCAGAAGAUCCCGGACAUGCCGUCCGAUGUGGUGGGAGCUCUGAUGUUUCUGGAGGAUUACGUACGCUACACCAAACUGCCUCGCAAGGUGGCCGAGGCCCACGUGCCAAGUUUCAUCUUUGACGAGUUCAGGACAGUCCUGUGAAGAUCUGGAUAAAGGCCUCGAGUUCAGGACAGUCCUGUGAAGAUCUGGAUAAAGGCCUCGAGUUCAGGACAGUCCUGUGAAGAUCUGGAUAAAGGCCUCGAGUUCAGGACAGUCCUGUGAAGAUCUGGAUAAAGGCCUCGAGUUCAGGACAGUCCUGUGAAGAUCUGGAUAAAGGCCUCGAGUUCAGGACAGUCCUGUGAAGAUCUGGAUAAAGGCCUCGAGUUCAGGACUGUCCUGUGAAGAUCUGGAUAAAGGCCUCGAGUUCAGGACUGUCCUGUGAAGAUCUGGAUAAAGGCCUCGAGUUCAGGACAGUCCUGUGAAGAUCUGGAUAAAGGCCUCGAGUUCAGGACUGUCCUGUGAAGAUCUAGACAAAGGCUUCUUGGUUUAACUUUCUGUUGAUUCCUUCAUUUUGACUUUAAUUAAUCUCUUGGUUAUGUAAUGACCUUUAAUGUGCUAGUGCUUUAGUAACACUGUAAAUAGUUGGAUGGUUUUUAAUAACAUCAUGUGUUACCAGCUUUGGUAUAAUGUCACUGUGGUAAUAUGUCAUUAAUUAAAUACAAAAGAGGCUUUGAAUAAAUCUAAUUGUAUAUAA
Oncorhynchus nerka (sockeye salmon) is the source of this 4585-nucleotide messenger RNA. Its product is annotated as WASH complex subunit 5-like. The transcript has 28 exons. The coding region runs from base 190 to 3993 and encodes 1267 amino acids. Gene Ontology annotation, biological process: endosome organization; endosome fission; actin filament polymerization. The record is from RefSeq and is a predicted model, not a curated record. NCBI's taxonomy places the organism in Eukaryota, Metazoa, Chordata, Actinopteri, Salmoniformes, Salmonidae. Gene Ontology annotation, cellular component: endosome; WASH complex.